This is a messenger RNA of Melampsora larici-populina 98AG31, 426 nucleotides long. RefSeq lists its product as uncharacterized. The record is from RefSeq and is a predicted model, not a curated record. The transcript has 4 exons. The coding region runs from base 1 to 426 and encodes 141 amino acids. Lineage: Eukaryota; Fungi; Basidiomycota; Pucciniomycetes; Pucciniales; Melampsoraceae.
AUGUCUCAAGCCGAAUCAAGAGCAAUUAGAGCACAAAGAAGAGCCCUAGGAGAAGAGUUACAAACCAACAACAACAACACAGAAGCCUCUUCCAUUGAUGGAGAAGACUUACCUCCGGACGCUGAAGGCGACAUCAGCAUGGAUUCACUUACCACUGAACGAAAUGAAAUUGUCACUUCAUAUUUAGAUUUAGCGGGCACUCGAAAAGAAAGAAGAAAUGAUCUGGCUCAGCGGUAUCAUUUUAUGUGCGAUUGUUCACUUUGUAUGAAUUCAGAUCCCAAUGAAGUCGAUCCACGCGAAGCACUUAAAUGUCCUAAAUGUACCAGUUGGUUCUCACUCACGUGCCAACGAUUAGCGAUCAAGAAGUCUGGACAAGCACUUAAUCCUCAAAGAGAACCAGCCAAGGCAGCUUAUUAUGCUGAAUAA